Messenger RNA from Hippocampus comes (tiger tail seahorse), 2279 nucleotides. It is a transcript of the gene slc25a39, whose product is annotated as solute carrier family 25 member 39. Gene Ontology annotation, biological process: mitochondrial transmembrane transport. Gene Ontology annotation, cellular component: mitochondrion. The record is from RefSeq and is a predicted model, not a curated record. Lineage: Eukaryota; Metazoa; Chordata; Actinopteri; Syngnathiformes; Syngnathidae. The transcript has 12 exons. Bases 381 to 1526 code for a protein of 381 amino acids.
UCUUGCAGCUGUAAAUUGCAAAUGUCUCCAUUGUGAGACAAAUAAAGGUUUUCUUAUCUUCUUAUGAUCUGAGAACCUACACAAAAAUAAGGGGGGAAAAACACCAUAUUUGGUACACAUUUAGAUUUUUUGAUUGAUAUUGUGAGUGUUAAGUCAAAGUUUAAACAGGGAAAAGUCAUAUUUUUAACAAGAUAAUAAAUACAAAUAAUGAUUACAAAUGUAACUUUAUCCUCAUAUUUACUCCCCCCCAUAAAAUUUAAUAAUAAAACAAGAAAAGAACUGAACUUUCUUCCUGUAAUAUCCCCUUUGUUAAAAACUAAAAGCAACACUUUAUUCUUGCAGCACGGUCAGAUUUAUAGAAUGAACAACAUUGGACUUUGAUGCCUUAUUUCUGUACCUCACAGUCGUAUCAGAGCUUUUACAUCACUUGGCUGAAAAGUAAGGUGGGCACGAUGGCGGAGCGGGCCGCCGGUAGUACGUCGGCCAUCUCUCCAGUGCAGCAGAUGCUGGCCUCUGGCACUGGAGCCCUCCUCACGUCUGUUUUUGUCACGCCUCUGGAUGUGGUGAAGAUCAGGCUGCAGGCCCAGCAGAGUCCCCUCCAUCAAGCUGUAACAAAUGAUGCCGCUUCCUGGGCUGGUGUCACUCACCCCUCCAAGUAUAGGUGCUUCCUGUAUUGUAACGGCUUGAUGGAUCACAUCUACGUGUGUCAGAAUGGAAGCAACUGCACCAGCUGGUACAAGCCGCAAUCACAUUUCAGCGGCACCUUGGAUGCUUUUGUGAAAAUCUCUCGCCAUGAAGGACUCAAGUCUCUGUGGAGCGGACUCCCACCCACGCUCGUCAUGGCCGUGCCCGCCACCGUCAUCUACUUCACCUGCUACGACCAGCUGCGGGACUUCCUGCGUUUCGGCCUGGGUUUCCACGGCAACCACAUCCCACUCCUGGCAGGAGGCCUCGCCAGAUUGGGUGCCGUGACGGUCAUCAGUCCACUGGAGUUGAUCAGGACCAAGAUGCAGUCCCGCCACCUGACGUACGGCGAACUGCGCGUAUGCAUCCGCAGCGCCGUGGCCCAGGGUGGCCUGAUGUCGCUGUGGCGUGGCUGGGGACCCACCGUGCUCAGAGAUGUUCCCUUCUCGGCAAUUUACUGGUUCAACUACGAGCUGGUGAAAGCCCGCCUCUGUCAACGAUCCCAAAUCCCCCAGGCCAACUUCGCCAUCAGCUUCACCGCAGGCGCCGCCUCGGGAACAAUCGCGGCCAUCUUGACACUACCCUUUGACGUGGUGAAGACUCGCAGACAGAUCCAGCUGGGAGAGAUGGAUGCGCUCGGAGCCCCGAUGAAGAAAACUGUGUCCACAUGGCGCAUCAUGAGGGACAUUUGGAGUGAGGUGGGCUACCGGGGGCUCUUUGCAGGUUUCAUGCCCAGAGUGAUCAAAGUGGCGCCAGCCUGUGCUGUCAUGAUCAGCACUUAUGAGUUCGGAAAGGCGUUCUUCCAGAAAGUCAACCGGGAUCGCGAGCCUGUGGCGUCCUAAAGGGACGACUGGAAUAUCUCGGGGAAUCUUUUUGUUUUUGUUUUUUUACAUUCGCCAUUUGGAUGAAGUUAAUGUUCAAACUGAGAUGGCGCUUUUUUUUUUAACACAAUUCAAUUUUACAUGUGUCCUACUGGGGUUCACGGUUGGUGUGAGUUCCAAACCACAUUCUACUGAUUAUAGGAUCCUAUUUUACAUUUAUGGACAAGUAGUUGUUUGAUGUACUAUAUCGACAACGGUCAAGAAGCUGCAUUUGUGACGCAAUGCCACAUGUGAAAUCCAUGACGAAAAAUUGCAUGAGCAAAGAAGCAUGACCAAGCUGCUGAAGAUGCAUGGACAUCGAAUCAUUCAUCGAUUCAGUCAUUCAUUCCUUCAGUGAGGGGCUCCGUGUAAGCUUCCUGGCCUGUAUCCAGGGAAACAUUUUGGACUUGACAUUUUCAAUGCACCAUUGGGCUCAUGUAGCACUUAUAGUUUUUAUGAAUGCCCUCAAACACAAAUGACCACAUUUUAACUCACUAAGCUGCUGGCUUCUCUUCCGUUCUUACAGUUGGAGCAAAGCCAUAGGACAUGACAGAAUCCAAACAAAAAAAGAAAAUGGACUUUUGCGCAAUUUGCAAACAAUGUCUGUCAAAACCUUGGAAUUUUCCAGACCAGAUGUGAAGAAUUUCUUACAACACUGUUUUAAAGUAUAAUUAUCUUGCCUUAAGGCGGAAUCUUUCAUUUUCUUCCAAUACAUUAAAUGGUAUCAUGAUGGCA